Messenger RNA from Corythoichthys intestinalis (scribbled pipefish), 4461 nucleotides. It is a transcript of the gene nrn1a, whose product is annotated as neuritin 1a. NCBI's taxonomy places the organism in Eukaryota, Metazoa, Chordata, Actinopteri, Syngnathiformes, Syngnathidae. The record is from RefSeq and is a predicted model, not a curated record. Gene Ontology annotation, biological process: neuron projection extension; nervous system development. Bases 1398 to 1940 code for a protein of 180 amino acids. The transcript is spliced from 3 exons. Gene Ontology annotation, cellular component: plasma membrane.
GGGAAAAAUUAGCGACGGUGUGCGUAUGUGUGUCCAACAAGGGGGAUCCCCCGCCCCCCGUCCUCUUCCUCCUUCUGCACUUCAUUUGUGGCAUUUUGCGCGUACGCCAACUGCGAGGCGACGGCGCACGGGAGCGCAAGCCUAAAACGAGCUCUGCAGUGAUCUUCGGCUCGUUUUGUGGACGCUCGAACAAAAGAGAGAAAUCGUGCAAAAGGAAGAAAUAAAUAACAAAAAUAGAUAGAACCCAGAUGACGUCAUGUGCGAGCGAGCGCGCGCGCGCCUUCCCGCAGAACGGCGGGCCACUGGCCGGGCUACGUGUAAUAUCUGGACCGCGCGACCGACGUAUAUACGAUGACGAGGACGGCGAGGAUGAUUGUUUGCGUGUUGUUGUUAUUAGGUGCGAGCGAACGAUUGCAUAAGUGCGCGCGAGUGCACGGCAAAAAUGAAGCACGCUCUUUUCUUGGCAAUGCUCGUGAUCGCGCACUCCUUCUUGGUCUUGUCAUCACUACGCACGAUUAACAUGACUAUUAUUAUUACGAUUGACUUCCUCCGAUUAUUUUGAUGGAGUUGAAUGCCACCACCUUUCAUUUCACCGUAUCGCCACAUGGAAUUUCUUGAAAAAUGUGGUAUAGGAAUUGUCUUUAUUAAAAAGUGCUGACAUUUGACAGUUUUUGCUUGAAAAUGGAUGUGAUUUCGUUAUAAGGAAACGAAAUCUGUCAGGUGCACGUAGAAAGAUGUCCUUGUUCUUAUUUUUGCUUGCUGCAUGCGUGUGGGUGUGUCGCAGGCUGCCUCGUUCUGCACUGCAGGCAAGUGACCGACCGCGUGCGAAAGAGUGAAAAAGGCUCCACACAAAGAAAAAGAGGAGGAAAGCUCAUGUUUUUUCCUCCCUUAGAAAAUAAUCAAUAAAUUCAACUUUUGCCGCGGAGAAAGCGUAAAAAGCGAAGGAAACCCAAAUGAUUUAUAGAAAGGAAAUCAAAGCCACGGAAGCGUCUUUUUUUGGGGCCAUCGGGGUUGUUCGCAAGUGCUGUCGCGCAUGCAGUGUCAUCUCGAGAAAAGAAAGUCCAAAAAGCAGGCGAUUGCCAUUUUCGGGAAAGGAUUCGGCGACACGCGGACAGCAGACGCACAGCCCGACGGUUGCCAGCCAAAGUCAAGUCGCCGCGCCGCGCCGCGGCGUGGCAAAAAGAACCGAGAGUGCGUGGCCGCGGAGCGAAAUCGACCGGCCUUCCGAUGACGGAGGCCCAAUGCCGUGUAUACAGAGCCACGCAGAGCCGUUUUCAAAUGCACGGGGUCGUUAUUCCCGUGCCUAAAAAGAUGAUAUUCUCGCCGGCUCCCUUCCGAUGACCCCCGAGUGACCCGUUCGGUAGCAGGCGGCCCAGUCCUUGCUGGCCCGGCCGGCCAUGAAGGAAAGAAAUGCAUUUGCAGGCUCUAGGCAGCCGAUUGAGCCACGCACGCCAAAAUCGAAUCCAAACGCGGCCUCUUGCGGUUCCUUCCACCUUGAGUCCAGUCUGCUUUUCUUUCCCCCGAACAACAGCUCGGAAAAUAACAGCGACUUUUGCUUCUUUCGGACAGCGUGCAUGCUGCUGCAGUCGGCCCUGGUAAGCCCCGCCCACUGCGACGCCGUCUUCAAAGGCUUUUCGGACUGCCUGCUCCAGUUGGGGGACAAUAUGGCCAACUACCCCCCGGACUUGGACGACCAGCAGAACCUGCGCAAGAUCUGCACCUACUGGGACGACUUCCACUCAUGCGCGAGCACGGCAUUGUCCGACUGCCAGGAAGGCGCCAACGACCUUUGGGAGAAACUCAAAAAGGAAUCUCGAAGUCUGGAUUUUCGCGGAAGUCUGUUUGAACUUUGCGGCGCUGGAAACGCCGCGCCCCGAGGCCGGACGGUGGCGGUCCUGGCGGCGCUGCCGGGCCUGCUCACCUGGCUGUUGGCCCAUUAAAAGCCCCCACUGACAAAGAAAAAAAAUUUGGGAAGAAAAGAAAAAAAAAAAGGAUGGCCCUCAACUUUGACUUCCGGGCGCAACGUCCAAUCGCACGCCGCCGUGACACCAUCACGGCACACCUGAGGAACGCGUGGGAUCGGGCGGGUGUACGGCCCCCGACACCCAAUUGUUUCCUACAAUAUGAGAAGUGCGUUUAGUGACUAGCUUCCCUUGUGAGCUCGGACCAAUUUUUUUUUUUUUUUUUUUUUUUGAGCGGCUGUGUUGGGAAUCGCAACACGCGGCACCGCUCGGAAAGUCUGGAGUCACAGGCCGGUCCGUCUAAUAUGAAAAAUCUCAGCAUAGCGACAAAGUCGCCGGGAACGACGCCUUCGAUGGAAACGUUCCAUCUCGAAACGGCGAUUCUCAACACAGCCGACGUUUGUUUCCGGCACGGACGAGAAGCCGGCGUCGUCCGCUGUUCGCAUGAUGCCCCCACCCUCAUUUUAGGACACGAGCACAAAGGUCAGCUCAGCACCAUCGAGGGACACGCCACGCGGCGCCAUCGCUAACCGGAGUCCGGCGGCGGGCGCCAAAGGACGUCCAUCUUCUAACGCGCCGUCGGAGGCUCGGUCGACAACGGAAGAGGCUACGGAACGGAAAGGGCCGCUUCGGGAGGGCGUCGUCGUUCGGCCCGCGGCCGACGCUCGCUCGGCGUUAUCCCGAGCGAUGAAACGCGCGGCGCUUGAACCGUCGGGCGUUUUUAGGACGAAACGGCCGCGGUGUUUUCCCUCCGCCCCUGGUGAAAACAGCAGGCGGGAUGAUGAAUAUUUUCUCUUUUGACAUUUUAGUCCAUUAUUUUCUUUUCAGCAAAGGAAUGUUUUGUGUUUGAAUGUUUUAUCAUUAGAAUGUUUUGAUAUCACGAUGGUUUGCGUUCCGAUUUUGUUUUCGUGUCGUAACCUUUUAACGUGAUCGAUCGCACAAACAGUUCAAGUUUAAGUGUUUGUGUUUUGACAUUUACGAUGGUUUGUGCUGUGACGUUUUCACACAUUUUACGUUUCGGCAUGAUAGCGUUUUGCGCCCACCGCGCGUGCUUCCCAGAUAGCUAACAUUUAGCAUUGUGAAGAAAGGACUGCGUUUAUUCUGUGCCGGUCUCCUGAAAUGUUUCCAUUUUUUUUUGUAGGUGAAGAAAGUUUAAUGUUAACAUUGUUGUGUUUGUGGUGGCGAAACAAAGCAAAAGAGCAAUACCAGCACACGUCGCGCGACGCGACGCAAAGCGAUGGCCAGUGUAGCUCCAAGCAAUCAAUAAUAUUCAUCAAGACUGUUGGCUUCCAAUAAAUAGCAAGUAAUAAGACAAAAUCUUCAUCUCGGGAAUAAUGACAUCAUCGUGCCUGCCUGCCUGCAGGGUUCCUUUCUGUCUGUUUGCUCGACACUUUUACAAAUCGUCCGAAGAAUUGAUGGUGUGCUUUAGAGAAAAUAUUCACAAGACAGAGAAAAAAAAAACAUUUAUCAGAGGAACUUUAGUCCACUUUUAAGGAAAAUGGAAUAUCAGAAAUGGAUUUCAUGUUAAAUAAAAAAAAAAACGAAGGUUUCAAUGAAUGCCAUACGCUCUCUUUUCUUUUUCACGCAUGUGAGACACGCAUUCAUUAUUAAUGAGCUUGUGCACACGCGCGCGCGCACGCUCAGUCGGUAUCGAUGGAUGAAGGAGGGGGCGAGGGACUCAGCUGCAGGCCAAACAUCAAAUGACAUUUCUCUACGAUCACAAAUGAAGUCGCAACCGAAAAGAAUCGGAAAACGUUUCUCCUUUCGGCCCGGCCCGGCCGGCGCCCUCCGUCCGUCACGCACACGGGGGAAAAAAAAAAGAAAAAAAAAGAGGUCAUCUCACGUGAAUGCUGACGUUGACUUGAGUCGGGAUACGAAACACAACAAAUUUCGGGUUUUUCAUUUUAUUUUGCUUUGCUUUUUCAAGAUUGCAAUCGGCUGUAUUAGAAAAAAAAAACAAAGAAUAAAAUGGACUGCAGCACACAGGCAGCCGGAAGGGCGCAGACUAAUUCCUGGAAGCGAGCGAGACUCGUGAAUAAUUCAAAGCGCAAUUAAGGCCUGUAGGAAGAAAGCCGUUUAUGAAAUAUUUAUGAUAGGAAUCCCGCGAGAUUUUACUCGCCAACAUGCCAAAUUGAGAAGACGUCAUAAGAAAAACACUUUCCCAUUUGGACACCCUCCAGAAAAAGAAAAUAAAAUACAGUACAACUAGUCGGCCUUUCCAAAACGAAGUAUUGACUAUGAAAAAGGAAGAAAAAAAAAGCUGCAAGAACAAAAUCAAACGGAUAGUCCUCCCCAUCCCCCUCAUUUUCCUUUUUUGUGCUUUCAAAAAAAGAAUGGUCACGAGAGGCAACGAAAAGGGACACCAAAUAUUCAAAUAUUGGAUUUUCAGAAGAGAAUUCUAUUUCAAUAUAGCAGAAAAUGACAAUUAAAAAAACUUGCAUUUCACAAAAAUCCAUCGAUUCUUCUAUAUGAGCUUUUACCAAAAGGUCGAAUUGACACU